AUGGUGCGCCCGGUGGCGGCGGCGGCUGCGGCGGCUUCCCUGGUCCGAGUGCCGCGAGGAGAUGACUGACCGACCGGCUGAGUGACUGAAUGAAUGAAUGGCGAAGCCGAGCGCGCCAUGAGGAGCCUGCCGAGCCUGGGCGGCCUCGCCCUGUUGUGCGCCGCCGCGGCCGCCGCCGCUGCCUCAGCCACCUCGGCGGGGAAUGUCACCGGUGGCGGCGGGGCCGCGGGGCAGGUGGACGCGUCGCCGGGCCCGGGGCUGGGGGGCGAGCCCAGCCACCCUUUCUCUAAGGCCACGGCCCCCACAGCCCAGGCCCCGAGGACCGGAUCCCCGCGCGCCACCCGCCACCGAGCCCAGGCUGCGUCUUCCCCAGCCCAGCCCCCGGAGACCACCCCUCCUCCGACCGCCGCCGGGCCCGCUCCGACCACCGCCGCCGGGCCCGCUCGGACCACCGCCCAGGCACCGCUCGUUCCCUCGCGAGUCCCACCUCCUGCGGUGGAACGUACUCCGACUAGCCCUCGGGUGACAACCAGACCCGCGCCGACCACCCUCUCGACGACCGCUGGCCCGGCGCCGACCACCCCUGUAGCGACCACGGUGCGGGCGCCCACCGCUCCCCCGAACCCGACCUCGGCUCUCCCCGGCGGCGGCGGCGGCGGCGGCGGCAGCAGCAGCGUCCCACCCACCCCACCUGCCACCGAAGCCCCCUCUCCGCCUCCCCCAGAAUAUGUGUGUAACUGCUCUGUGGUCGGAAGCCUGGAUGUGAAUCGCUGCAACCAGACCACAGGGCAGUGUGAGUGUCAGCCAGGUUACCAGGGUCUUCGCUGUGAAACCUGCACGGAGGGUUUUUACCUGAAUGGUACUUCCGGGCGCUGUCUGCCCUGUGUCUGUAAUCCACGUGGAGUCCUCAGCACAGUCUGCAACAGCUCUGGGAAAUGUCAGUGCAAAGUGGGUGUCACCGGCUCUUCAUGCGAUAGAUGCCAGGAUGGCUAUUACGGCUUCAACAAGAAUGGCUGCUUGCCCUGCCAGUGCAGUCAUCGGUCUGCCAGCUGUGAUGCCCUCACAGGUGCUUGUUUCAAUUGCCAGAAUAACAGCAAAGGGGAUCACUGUGAAGAAUGUAUAGAAGGAUUUUAUCAGAGUCCUGAUGGCUCGAAAGAAUGUCUUCGCUGCCCUUGUUCAGCAGUGACAUCUACAGGCAGUUGUAUCAUAAAGCUGGGUGAAUCGGCACCUGAAUGUGUCCAGUGUAAAGAUGGUUACACAGGCCAGAACUGCAAUGAAUGUAACAGCGGCUACUAUAAUUCUGACAGCAUCUGCGUGGAGUGCCAGUGCCACGGCCACGUGGACCCGGUUAAGACUCCAGAGAUCUGUAAGCCCGAGAGCGGGGAGUGCAUCAGCUGCCUCCACAACACCACUGGGUUCCGGUGUGAAAACUGCCUGGAAGGUUACGAUCGAGACCUCGAGGGAAACUGCAUCAAGAAAGAAGUUAUUGUUCCAACACCUGAAGGUUCUACCAUUUUGGUUUCCAAUGCCUCUUUGACCACAUCAGUGCCCACCCCUGUUAUAAAUAGUACCUUUACCCCUACAACCCCGCAGACUAUCUUUUCAGUAAGCUCUGCAGAAAACAGCACGUCAGCCUUAGCUGACGUAUCAUGGACCCAAUUUAACAUCAUCAUUUUGACAGUCAUCAUCAUUGUGGUGGUGCUGCUGAUGGGGUUUGUGGGGGCUGUGUACAUGUACCGGGAGUACCAAAACCGGAAACUCAACGCCCCCUUUUGGACCAUCGAGCUGAAAGAAGACAACAUCAGUUUCAGCAGCUACCACGACAGCAUCCCCAACGCCGAUGUGUCGGGGCUGCUGGAGGAUGACGGCAGUGAAGUGGCCCCCAACGGGCAGCUGACCCUGACGACGCCAGUGCAUAACUACAAAGCCUGAGGGGGAGCCGGAGCUGUUCUCCUGGACUUUAAGGCCACAGUGCUUACUAAGACAGCAUCAUCCUCUGCGCCACAGCCUGGGUAGAGUCGCUGAGAUGAGAAAGCAAAGGCAUAUAGUGCGUCGGAAAUUUUCAGGUACAAACGUGUAAUGUACUUAGCCUGUUACUUUUAGUUUUCCCAUGAAGAUCCGAAGCAGUCACUGACAAUAAGGACUUGAAGUAAAGUAUAUUUUUGUACCAAACCACAUGGGAGGGUGGAAGGCUGGACCUCUCAGUGCAGCCCCAAUCCGCUUUGACCUCCAAACAGAUUCCUGGUGGAAUGUUCACCAUCAGUGGAAACAGGAUGAUGGGUGUGGAGGGGGAAAGGACUGCCAGAAGACUUUAGCUCCAUUCCUGAUAGAGGACGGCCAGGAAGGAUAUUCAUUUUACUGGACUAAAAGACGUCCUUGAGGAAAAGCUGAUAUUUGGGCUGUGUCAUAAUACACAAUCUUGAUUGUUUCUAUAAUUGGGGCAGUAAAGUCCCAAGAAGAUCUUUAGAAGGGUUUGAUUUUUCUUUCCAGAGUUUUUGCUCAAUAAUAAGAUUAAAGCACAGAAUAAGCUUCUAAUGGUAGAGAGAGGAAGGCAAUGUCUGGGAAAGCAGAACGCUGAUGAUUCUCCUUAGGGCCUCAGUGUAAAUGAUAAAUUGUUUUAAAAUAAGGAAUAUUCCUGCCUCUAGAGAAAUAAGGUGUAUAUAGUUAAUGUAGAAUAUCUGGUCAGCAUUGUAUUUGUAUCUAUUUGUAAAAAAAAUCAUGUCUUAUUUUAUCAUCUAGAAUUUAUUUGUAUAGCAGUUAAUGGCAUUGUAAAAAGAAAAUAUGGGGUUAAAAUACUGUAAAAUAGAUGGCAAUAUUGCUAGAGCUGGGACUCUGGUGAGCAUCAGUCAUUUUUAGUCCCUCUUUUAGUCCCUAUUGUUGAAAUUUAUAAGAGGUUGGAUGUUUCUAAUUUUUCCCUUUUUCAGUCUAAAAGUAGAGUUCUAUCGUCUUUGACUUCCUAUAGAUUCAAGCAAUAGAUUUUGAAGACAAUGAUUGUUAAGCUGGGACACAAGGCUGCAUCCUCCAAACUACUCACCUGUUUAGACAUUAGCUUCUCUAUAUUUUACAUAGAUUAAAGUAGAACACAUGCUUGUUAAAAAGUUUUUUUAGGUAAAAAUCGCCUUCCAAAGGAAGAAAUGUUUUAGCUCCAAAAAAAAAGCCAUCAUAUCACUUGGGGUCCCCUGUGAAAUAUCAUCCCUGUGAAAUAUUUAUAUUCUCUCCCACCCCCAAAUGCUUCCUACAUUUGAGUGUAGCCUGCCGCCCACAUGCCACGGGGCGUGUACCGUCUCUCUGCAGUGCUGUAGUUCCUGUAUCUUCUCGUCUGGCUAGAGGCUGGCUCUGUAGUUGAGUGGGGAUAGUUAGUCAUUGCAUUUAGAUGCAGCUUUUUCUCUGAGGCCAUCUCUACCUUUGCUCUCCUCUAAUUAUGAUAUUGACAGAGUGUAGAUUAAGCAAAGCCAGGAAAAACAGCCAGAAGUCAAAUAUAGAUAUUUAUUAGGAGGAAGAACAAACUGUCAAGUAGUUACAAAAAAAAAAAGGCAAAAAUUAAACCUAGGAAACCCUGCCAAGUUGAUCACCUGCCUAACUUCUCCAGAGAAAAACCCGGAAUUUGGUCAUCCCUCUGCAGUUGGAGAUGGUGCUCUGGAGGAUGUACAGGCAGAUAAUCUGCUUCUAGUAACGGAGAGGCUCUGGAUAUCUGGCCAUUUCUCAUGAAAGUAGAUAUUACAUUAAAAUUAGAUAAUGUUUCUAUAGCCCUUUGCAGUUUGCAAGGCAUCUUUCUGUACCUGUGUCCUUUGUUCCUCACCAUGGGCCUUUGAGGAAGUAAUUGCUGUUCCCAGUUUAUCGGUGAGGUUAAACGUCUUGUUCAAGGCUGCACCGUAUAUCAUUAGGCUUGGAAUCAGGACUCCUAACUCAGAAGCACAUGUUGUUUUCAGCUGUAUGCUUGUGCACAAAUGACCCAGCUGCAGACAUUGGAAGGCUGGGAGGAAGAAUCCCAUCUGUGAAUGUUUCUGAUUUUUGUAAAUAUAAGGUACAAUCCAGGGCUAUAUAGCCACGAAGGACUUUGCAGAAAGAACACAGGAGGAUUACUCUCUGAAGCUAGUUUUGGUGAUAAGAAAAUAAAAAUACUAGUCUGUGCUUCAUAAAAGGAAACUGAUCUUUCCAAGCAGGGAAAGAAACCCAGAUUUCCCCAGCAGCUGCCACAUAUGCGUGUAGAGACUGUUCCAAGGAAUUGUGUAGAGUGACUUAUGCCUUUUCCCCAGAUUAUCAUGACCUCAAAACCAGGGAUUGAGGAUGGUGGGAGAUGAACGUUUGUUCAACAGAAGUCAACACAGUAAAGAAAGAAAGAGUUUGUUGGGGUCUAAGAGCCAAAGCUGAAUGAACAGUCCAGAUUCUGGCUGUGUAGACAUUCCUUGAAACACGUUAAAAGGAAUUGCAAAAAAUUGAAUCACAGAGAAAGUUUACCUUUAAAUAUUUAUGAACAGAGCCUAGGUCAUGUUCUUAAUUUAUCCUGGUGGAAGAAAAUUAAGGUCUUAAAAUCUAUUUUAAAUAAUAUUCUUUAGCGUUCUGUGCUUCUGCUGGUGGAGGUAAUUUUGCUCUGAAGUUGAAAUCCUUCAUGAAGUGAUCUAACACCAAAAUCACACUAGGAAAUUGGCAUGGAACGCGUAACACAGCAGUCAUUCCUCUAGAAGUAUGAUCCCCACCUACUAUGGUGUUUAGCACCAGGAUCCCAUGUGUCCUUUAGAAAGACUAACAGUGUCUAAGAAGUAGGAAUGUGUUUAUUUUCAAAUGCGGUAAGACUAGUGUGACUCUCAUGGAUGAGGGGCAGAUACUGCUACUGGAUGAAACUCCAUCUUCAUUAAUUCAUUGCAGUAAGCCCUUAGGCGUUUCUGACAGUCAGAUGCCCUAGGUGGUGUUGUGAAGUUUGUCUGUCUUCCUUCACUUUCCCCUCCUUACCGCCGUCCUCUAGCUCCCAGAGGUGUCUUACUAAUAGAAUUUCUCUAGUUACAGAGAAAAAUGAUGAUUAAAAACUAGGCCUCAUUUAUACUAAGGUCCUGUGGACUUAAUGUGUUACUCGUAGGGAUACCUGAAUUUUAAGAGUGAGCAGAGCUGACACGGAAUGGGAGGAGAGAGGUUUGGUGGGGGGAGGAUUUGUGGAAGCAUCACAUUGUAUGUCUGUGCUCUCGCCCCAAUAUUCCCAGGAGACUGACCGUUCAAGCAGCACUCACUGCCCCUGCAGCUCACUGUGGUCCGCUGAGUGCCUGGAGGAUGCGUAGCCCCUCUUGUGCUGCUCUGGAGCCAGAGAGCUGGAGCGACAGUCCUUCCUGACAGCCCUAGUUUGGACUGCAUUAUUAAAUCAUUCACUUUGGUCCUGUAUUUUUUUUGUAGGACAUAUGGUCAAUAUAGCACCUCUGAUUAUGAACAUUCCCUGGUUCUUAUAUUUUGAGGUAUGUGGGAAGGAGUUCAAUUUAUAUAUCACGAGGAAAGAAAGCUCCCACAAAAAUUUCUGAAAAGUAAAAAGCAACCCAAGGUAACCCGUCAGAGCAAAGGAAGCACCUCUGGCCUCAUCGACGAAGAACCUUUGGUCUGUUAUGAUCGUAUUGAUAGGAGUUUGGGAGCUGAAAUGAGUUUGAUGUGUGCAGGGCAGUGACAGAAGGUUAGUAUAUUCAACCUUGAGCCAGUGACUAUGCCAAGGGAAGAAGCAGGAAGAACGCACUGAUUCACCUGAAGAAAUCAAAUGAUACCACAUGAACUAGAAAGGUUAUGGAUCACCAGAAUGUCAGCGGUCAAAUGAUGCUUUUUCAAAGGCCACUGGGAACCUUUAUCAUGCAUCUGCAGUAACCGCACCAGCAGCUCUAGAAUGUGAGACCAGGUCUGAGGUCUGCGCUAGCCUGAGAGCUGACCGAUUUAAAGCGACACCGUCACGCUAGGCACAAGCACUCUGUAACACGCUAAAUUUCCGCCCGAGCAAUUGGGAGUGUUUCUGAAACAUUAAAAUCGUAUUUAUGUCACUAAAAUUCUAACGCACAUCUUAAAAACAUGUCUCAUUCAUGUGCUGUACUAAGCUUCAUGAUGCAUUUCUAAAUUUGUGUAUGAUUUG
Molecule: messenger RNA, 6094 nt
Organism: Budorcas taxicolor (takin)
Lineage: Eukaryota; Metazoa; Chordata; Mammalia; Artiodactyla; Bovidae
Gene: MEGF9
Product: multiple EGF like domains 9
Exons: 6
Coding region: 94-1932 (612 amino acids)
Biological process (GO): axon guidance
Cellular component (GO): basement membrane
Molecular function (GO): extracellular matrix structural constituent
Source: RefSeq, a predicted model, not a curated record